Lentinula edodes (shiitake mushroom) is the source of this 697-nucleotide messenger RNA. RefSeq names its product Shr3 amino acid permease chaperone. The coding region runs from base 1 to 564 and encodes 187 amino acids. NCBI's taxonomy places the organism in Eukaryota, Fungi, Basidiomycota, Agaricomycetes, Agaricales, Omphalotaceae. Gene Ontology annotation, cellular component: endoplasmic reticulum membrane. Gene Ontology annotation, biological process: endoplasmic reticulum to Golgi vesicle-mediated transport. The transcript has 4 exons. The record is from RefSeq and is a predicted model, not a curated record.
AUGGGUGUCAGAGCUGCUGUGGUCGUCUGUGUUACCAGUUUCUUGCUUGGGUCUCUAUUUACCCACUGGAUCGCGGAUUCAUUGACGCUUUGGAAGUCUCCUACUAAUGACCAAAACCUUUGGACGGCUGCCACGUACUACUCCAUCAUUGCCAAUGGACCUGCUCAGAUACAAUAUGCAGUUGCCGCUGUGGUUUUACUUGGCGCAACAACAAUACUGUGGAGUCUCAAGGACGGAAGAGCGGGAAACUUGAUGUUUGACGGAGGCAGCAUUUUUCUGUUCUGUACAACGAUCUGGAUGUACUCGUACUCUGCCCUUCCCACCAUCUUCACAGUGUUCAAAGAUCUUCCUCCUCAUCCAAAAACAGAUGCUGUACCACAGGAGUUACAGUCAGCCAUCUUUGAUCUUGCAUCAAACAACUUAGUUUGCAGCGUUGCGCUGACGGGGGUGCUCGGAUUACAGGCAGGUCGGUUCUGGGCCGAGUCUGCUGACGACGACGACGAAAUAGAGUCCCUUAAAGCUACACCCGCCCCUUCGCGCGCAAAAACACCUCAGACAGAAUGAAAGACACGACAACGGAAAAAACGCGUCUGCGCUUCCGCGCAUUCUGCCGAUAACGGUGGACUUUUUUAAAUGUUGGGACUUGUACUUCCCCUUGCUAUGUAUUUUGUUUGGAACGCAUUCAACUGAUCACACA